AUUGGAUAGUAGAACGCUGAGAAUAGGGAUGCUGCGGGGGUUAGGUUUCCAGCGCACCAUCUUUAUGUGGCCCUCUCUCCGAUCUGCUCGACCGCUCAAGAAGCAAGAAUGUUGUCUUAAGUUUUAUGGACUACUAUGUGUGGGGCAAGAUUCAAGUAAUUUCAUUGGAGACAGGGGUGGAGGAAUCUAUUAUGAGCAAUUAAGACCAAUAAGGUUUUCUUCAAGAGAGGAAAUUCACCAUUGUCUUCCCGUUUUCAGAAAUAACUUCGUUGCUAGUCGUAGGCUUUUCUCAUAGAUAGAUGAGAAAAGUUGUUAUGAAAAUGUUCGCAAAGACACUUCUAUGGAAGAAAAUCUUAUUUCAUCUAAGGUGAAUGAGGCUACUGAUGAGGACUUUGAGGAGGAUGAAGUGGUGGAAUUGGUUUUAGAACCUGGAUUUCUAGAUGAGGAUUUGUCCGAUUCUAAGGAAGAUCUAAGCGCUCUGGAGCCUUUGAAGGAAAAAGCUUCUUUAGAAUUGUUGAGAACCUUGGUGGAGAUUCCAACCCACUUGAUCUCCAGUGCUCUUCAUAACUUUUUUAAAGAUGGGGGAGAUUUGAGCAAAGAAGAGGCUUCUAAGAUCAUAUCUUCUCUCCGGAAGCGUCGAAUGUAUGGAAGAGCAUUGCAGUUUUCAGACCUGUUGGGCACUUUUAAGCAUUUUGAACUUAGCGAAUAUGAUUAUGCUUCUCGUAUUGGUUUGAUUGCCAAAGUCCAAGGACUUGAUGCAGCUGAAAAGUACCUGAAUGAAGUUCCAGACUCUUUGCGAGGUAAUUUAUUGUACAAAACCCUUUUAGCUCACUGUGUCUGUGCUAUCAAAACACAAAAAGCAGAGGCAGUUUUUCUGAAAAUGAGGGGGCUAGGUUUGCCCAUUAUGAUUGCAAUCAAAUGA
This is a messenger RNA of Neltuma alba, 922 nucleotides long. Its product is annotated as pentatricopeptide repeat-containing protein At1g80270, mitochondrial-like. The coding region runs from base 341 to 922 and encodes 193 amino acids. Lineage: Eukaryota; Viridiplantae; Streptophyta; Magnoliopsida; Fabales; Fabaceae. Gene Ontology annotation, cellular component: mitochondrion. The transcript has 3 exons. The record is from RefSeq and is a predicted model, not a curated record.